Messenger RNA from Drosophila obscura, 431 nucleotides. RefSeq lists its product as uncharacterized. The transcript has 3 exons. Lineage: Eukaryota; Metazoa; Arthropoda; Insecta; Diptera; Drosophilidae. The record is from RefSeq and is a predicted model, not a curated record. Bases 58 to 375 code for a protein of 105 amino acids.
UCGUAUAAUCUCAGCUACACCUUCGUUCUUCGAUAGUCUACCAUAAGAUUCCACAGCAUGAGGUUCUAUUUACUGAUUUUAGCGGCAUUGCUUCAAAUUUUAAUUAAUUUUGUUGCUACCGAUGAGAAAUGUCACAAAUUGUGUGAUAUUAAGAAACAACCUCGUCUUGAAUCGUAUUGUUCGUAUAUUCCCCUAUAUAAAUGCUGGAAUGUGAUACCCACAAAAUGUAAUGUUGAGAUGAAGAAAUGUUUUAAUAAGAAACUUAAACAACCAGAUGAAACAUUCUUGAAGGGUCACUGUAAAAGUCUCCGGAAAAAACCCCUCUGCAAAGUCAGGGAAUACAACAUUACAUGGAGUUUAAAUACUGACAAAUAAAAGUCAUAGUCCGUGCCGAAAAUGUUGCAAUAAAUAAAGGCUUUCUAAAGAAUGGA